Molecule: messenger RNA, 728 nt
Organism: Nerophis ophidion (straightnose pipefish)
Lineage: Eukaryota; Metazoa; Chordata; Actinopteri; Syngnathiformes; Syngnathidae
Gene: tmem220
Product: transmembrane protein 220
Exons: 6
Coding region: 77-586 (169 amino acids)
Source: RefSeq, a predicted model, not a curated record
CCGAAGUUGCCGACAAUGCACUUGACGUGAGUGCCUGGACGUCCCGAGCGGGCGGGAACGUGAUCCCAGUAGCAACAUGAGACAAUUCAGCUCAUCAAUCAGCACAAAAACGUUGCUGCUGAUAAUUUGGCGAGUGUGCAAUGUCCUCAUGUCGUUAUUCUUCGGCCUUGCGACGUACGUGCAGAUUAACGACCCAGACGCUGCAUUGUGGAUGGUCGGUUACGGCGUUCCCGCGCUCCUGUGUGCACUUAUUGGCCUCAAACACCAGGUGACAGAGACGUUGCCAUGGAGACGUGUGGCUGACCUCCACAUGACGAUGUGCGGGGGAUUCCUUGUAAUGAUGGCAUGGAAACUCUCUAAAGAGAACCCAGCAGAUGUCUUCCAGCAGGAAGAGGGCAGAGAGAUGUCUGGCCUCAUGCUGACGGUGAUGUGGCUUCUCCUGUGUCGCCACUCUGGAAGGUCCACUGUGGGCAAACUGAGAGUAUCCGCGGGAGUCCUCAUCACCAUCUUCCCCUUCGUGUGCUGGUACCACGUGCACCACAAUAACAGGUCCAGCUGGCCCUCACACUGCACCACUGCCAUUUAGCAAGCGACAACAGGUCAACGCAGUCCACUGACACUCAAUGAACCAAUGAAGAAGCACUUUAAUUUUUUGCACCGGAAUUUGUGCUGUAUUAUAAUUACUUUCACUAUAUGAUUUAUUUUAUUAAAACGUGAAUUGUUGCCUA